Xiphophorus couchianus (Monterrey platyfish) is the source of this 975-nucleotide messenger RNA. RefSeq names its product 4-O-methyl-glucuronoyl methylesterase 1-like. Gene Ontology annotation, molecular function: chemokine activity. Gene Ontology annotation, cellular component: extracellular region. Gene Ontology annotation, biological process: immune response. The coding region runs from base 88 to 651 and encodes 187 amino acids. Lineage: Eukaryota; Metazoa; Chordata; Actinopteri; Cyprinodontiformes; Poeciliidae. The transcript is spliced from 4 exons. The record is from RefSeq and is a predicted model, not a curated record.
CCGUCCAGCCGUCAGUUCACAGCAGAGCAGCAGAGGCGGCUGACCAGAACCAAACACUUUCUCCACUUCUUCCCUCAGUCAGUGAAAAUGAUCCGGUUUGACGGUUUGCUGAAGGCUGCGCUGGUCACCGUCGUCUGGGUGGUCGCUUCUGGAAACGCAGAUGAGAAAUUAGCCACUUGCUGUGAGAAAGUGAACAGGAAUGAGAUCACAGAGCCGAUCCUGGGAUUCCUGUUCCAGAAAGCCAAUUAUCCGUGUGUCCAGGCCAUCAUCUUUCAGACAGAAAGCGGUCUUUACUGCAGUCAGGUGAAGGCUCCCUGGGUUAAAAAGAAGAUCAGCGAAUACAGGGCAGCGAAGGCUCUAAAGAGCGCGGCCAGUUCCUCUCCACCAUCGGUCUCCCUCCUCUCCAUCAUCACCUCCACCGCCUCCGCUCCGCCUCCCUCCGCUCCGCCUCCCUCCACUGCUCCUCCCUCCACUCCUCCUCCCUCCGCUCCGCCUCCCUCCACUGCUCCUCCCUCCACUCUUCCUCCUUCCUCUUCCUCUCCUUUCUUCAGCUCUGCCUCCGGGGUUUCAUCCGGCGAUUCGUUUUCUGGGAGCGAGGAGGACGAGAGCUUCGUGACCUUCAUGACCUCCGGCUCCGGCGAAAACAACUGAACAUGUUUCAUCAACACCGGAGCAAACAGCCUAGUUAUAUUGAAUUAAUUUAGGAUUUUUAGUUUCUUUCAUAAGUUAAAUUAUUUAUUUGGUAAAGCUAAAUUUACUGUUCUGAUACAGUGAAGGUUAAUAUUUAUUACCUUGUGUAUUUAUAAACAUUUGGAGUAACUUAUGAAGCAGUUCGGACAUGUUGAACGUUUACUCAUUUAGUUGUUUGUGGAAAUGUUUGGAACUUAAGAAACUUGAAUGCUUUAAUUUUGUAUCCUGAAGGAAACAUCUGGGAAAAUAAGAACUUUAUGCAUUAAUAAAUAUGAUUUUAUAUAA